UUUACAUUUGAUGCUAUUCCUGACGUUCUAACUGCAGCCAUCUCCGGACCCACACGAGGCAGUGUUACCUCACCUCUCAUAUCUACUUCUCCAUAGCGACGACCUCUACAUCCGCGUAAUCGACUGCUCCUUUGCUUGCACAUUUUGGAUUCUGUAUAAUCCUAGCAUUGUAAAAUGAUGUUUUUGUUUUUUUUAGGAAUAGCCUAUGUCUAGAUUAUGCUUAAGUAAGUGUUUUUUGCUGUGUCUGCUGGUGGGUGGCUCCACAUGUCUCGGUCGGAUCUUGACAUCUGACAGUGGAAAGGAACGGUAGCAAAGGAAUGCGGUAAUCAGUCAUAGUAUAUGGGUUAACUUUGACAGGCAGCUAUUGAUUUUACUACUGGACACAUUUAACGAACGCGUCUUAACAAUGUUACAAAUUGGAGACGAAAUGUAUUUGUCGGCGGUAUUUCUUCUGGUUCUACUCGGAACCAGGAGCACAAUAGGAGCGUCGUCCGUAACCGCAUCCCUUUACGUGUUUAUCGUGAUGUUUCGGUUCCCACAAGUACCAGCGAACCAAGCGAGUCAGGUACUGCGGCCCAAUGGUCCCGUGAGCGCCGGCGUUCCCGUGGUUGCGCACCGAGGAGGAGGACAUGAUGCUCCGGAGAACACUAUUGCAGCGAUCCGAGAGGCUAGCAGGAAUGGAGCCACGGCGGUUGAGCUGGACCUGGGCUUCACCGCGGACGGGGUGGCUGUGCUGAUGCACGACCAGACCGUGGAGCGCACCACCAACGGGACUGGAGCAGUGGGCACACUGGACCUGGCAGAGCUACGGACGCUAGACGCCACGGCGAGGCACCGGCUGAGGGAGAAAUUCAAGGGGGAGAGGGUGCCUACACUCCAGGAGGCGGUGGAGGAAUGCAUCAAGCAUCAGCUGACCAUCUUCUUUGAUGUCAAAGAUCAACCUGAUAAGGCGGCUGCAGCUCUUGGGGAGUUGUAUCAGAAGUACCCAGUCCUCUACAACUCCAGCAUCGUCUGCUCCUUUGAACCCAAAGUCAUAUACAAGAUGCGUCAGGCAGACCCCGGGGUGGUCACGGCCCUGACCCACCGGCCCUGGAGCCUCAGUCGUUACGGCGACGGCACGCCCCGCUCCCUGUCAUCGUGGAUGCACUGCUGGCUGGGCGUGCUGGACGUGCUGCUGGACUGGGCCCACCACCACCUGCUUUGGAACCUGUGCGGCAUCUCGGCCCUCCUCAUGCAGAAGGACUUCAUCUCCCUAGACUAUAUCCAGUACUGGGCAGGGCGUGGGGUGGAGGUGGUUGGCUGGACUGUCAACACGGCAGUGGAGAAACAGUACUAUCAAGACGUCCUGAAGAUCAGCUACAUCACUGACAGCCUGAGAGAAGACUGUGAGCCUCACUACUGACCGAGGGAGACAGGAUACACACACAAACUCGCAUACACUCGACAUUAUAAAUUGCUACCUGACAUUGAAACACACCAUAGUUGUACACGGACUGAGGCCUCUGUGAUAUGAUAUAUAUAGCCCCCCCCCCACACACAGAAAUUUUUUUGUUUCACUGCUCCUCUAACACAUACCGGAUCAUGUGAUUAUUGAUUUAAACACGAUAUCAGGAGUACCAGCAUCUCAGAAAUACUUCCUUGGACCAAUACUCACACCACCAAAUGUUAUUAACUUCAUGACAGGUAUACAGAUCCACCUUGGACAGUUUACAUAAUUUUUCAGAUAUUUUCAUGGAAAUAGUAUGUACAAUGUGAAAUGAAACAGGUUAUUUAUUAUAAAUACUGCAGGGCCAAUUAAUAAAUAUUUCCUGUCCUAA
Messenger RNA from Esox lucius (northern pike), 1817 nucleotides. RefSeq names its product glycerophosphodiester phosphodiesterase 1-like. Bases 407 to 1402 code for a protein of 331 amino acids. The record is from RefSeq and is a predicted model, not a curated record. Gene Ontology annotation, biological process: lipid metabolic process. The transcript has 6 exons. Lineage: Eukaryota; Metazoa; Chordata; Actinopteri; Esociformes; Esocidae. Gene Ontology annotation, molecular function: phosphoric diester hydrolase activity.